Cuscuta campestris is the source of this 3586-nucleotide messenger RNA. Lineage: Eukaryota; Viridiplantae; Streptophyta; Magnoliopsida; Solanales; Convolvulaceae. The record is from the annotation of a GenBank genome assembly.
AGGGCCAAAUUCGAAUUUUAUAUAUUUUAAAAUUUUCAAUUUGACCCCAUUUCUUCUUUUCUUUUCUUCCACGCCCCGCCGUCGCCGCCCGCCGGUCAAAGUCGCCGGAAAAUGAACUUUUUCCGAUUCCGGCGGGACCAAUGUCAUUCUCUUCGUCUUGAGACGAGGAUCAAUAAUAUCCAAACCAUUUUGUCUAAUUUGGCCUCUUCUUUCUCGACGAAGAAGAAGAAUACUCGGAGAGACAAGACAUAGAGAUUGUUCAAUUUCCCGGGCUUGCCACCGCCAAAAUUGCUGAUUGAUUGAAGAUAUAUAAGGCUGCGUGCAGGAGGGGAAUUCAGCCGGGAUUGAUUUUCUCUCCCUUUUUUUUGAUUUUUUUUUAAUUUCAAAGAAAGAAAGAAAAAAAACAAGGGUUUUGGUUUUGCAAAAUCCGGAAUUGGUAAAAGAAUUUAUGAUGCCAUUGAAGAAGAAUGAACAGAACUCAACGCCCAAUGAUUUACGGCCAUUGAACAUCGGCAGCAGGACGCUUCCAGAAGAUCCUCGCAUCUCUCCGGCCACGUCUUCCGGCAGGCCAAUCGACGGGUACUUCGCGUCUCACCACCCGCGGGAUGCCAAUCCCGGCGGCGGGACCAUACCCGUGGUGUAUUAUCCCGCGAGUGGGCCCAGUGAUGCCGGAUAUGUGGGGCUAGGGUUUAGCAACGCCCCUCCCGCCGUGGCCAGGUGGGUCCAACAGGUCGCCCCCCCAACCCCCGUUGUGGCUGCCGCGACCCCUAGUCUUGGAUUCAGUCAGAACUCUCCCAAUAGUUUCAACACACAGUACUCCAGCUGUGCAUCCGAUCACGCCAGCGACGAAGGGGGCGGCGGCGGCGAUGAAUCCGCCCCCGGUAGGAAACUGAAGUUUUUGUGCAGUUUCGGAGGGAAAAUAUUGCCCAGACCGAGUGAUGGAGCUUUGAGGUAUGUGGGAGGCCAAACGAGGAUCGUCAGCCUCAGAAGGGACGUGAGCUUCCCUGAACUGGUAAAGAAGCUCACGGAUACAUGUGGACGGGACGCGGUGAUAAAGUACCAAUUGCCAGACGAGGACCUCGACGCCCUCGUCUCCAUCUCAUGCCCAGAUGAUUUUGAGAACAUGAUGGAUGAGUAUCAAAAGCUGGUUGAGAGAUCAUCCGACGGAUCCGCUAAGCUCAGGGUGUUUCUGUUCCCAACCUGCGACGUUGAUUCCCCUGCUGCCGCAACUAUUCACUUUGCCGACAUGCAGGAUAGCCGGCAGCGGUAUGUGGAUGCCGUGAACGGAAUCAGUGAUGGCGGAAUUAGCGGCGGUAUAACGAGAUUGAACAGUGUUUCGACUCAGAACUCGGACGUUAGUAGCGUUGAGGUUGGUGAUUGCCAUGGUCAUCCAGACAUCAUCGCAAGGUCACCAUCUUCUGAUGCAAUUUCUGAGCAGGAUGGGGCUUCGAGAAUGGCGUGCAAUGAUGCGAGUAGUAGUAGUAGCCCCGCGGUUUAUGUGAACACUACUUCUUGUGGCAUUCCCAUGGUUAUGACUGGUCCUUCCACUCCUUUUGCUGCUGCAUCUGAACAUUUAUCCAAUAAGCCUUUGCCUGUUGCUGCUGCCUUACUGCAGCAAGAAACAGCAGGCUAUGAUCUGAACCAACAGGCAGGAGUGAGUUUCCCAAUGCCAUCGCCACAUGUGCCACCUUAUGUGGAUCACCAGAUGGGCCUUCCAGCGCAGCUCAUGGGCACGGUUGGGCCCGUGUACUCUCACCAUCAACAGUUUGUUCCUGCAGUUCACACCACAAUGAGUAGUAACAAAUUGGUGCCUAUGUUUCAACCCCAACAGACUACAGUGUUGGGCGGGCCACAUCAUGGCUUGCACCAUCAUCACAACCUUGUUCCUUAUUCUCCACCACUACAGGUGUUGGUUUCUGAAGCGCAGGUGGUGACUCUUGCUCAUCCGAUGCCCCGGUGUGAUGACUGUCACAUGUGCCAAAAAUCAUUGCCUCAUGCACAUUCAGAUACCGUUGCACAAGACAAGAGGGGUAGCCCGGUUAGCAGCAGCAUCAUAUCUGAUCCCUUUAAACUUCCCAGGGCUGCCACUUCUGGAGCCCUUUUGGAGUGCCCUCAAUCUAAUGUUACGACGCAAUACCGUCCGGAGGCAGUGGCUAGUAAUGCAGUUCCGAGUGAUCUCUUUGUUGCUGGCAUGCGUCUGCCCACAACUACAGAAUACCUUACCCGUGAAUCACCUAAUAACUACACUGAUGGGAAUGGAUCAUCACUAUCUGCAUCACGUGAAUUAGGAGGAGGUGCACAGGAAAGUGCAAAUUCACAGUUCAGCAACCAAGACCCAUGGAGGAUGCAGCAUCACGAUGCUCGUUUCUCUCUUCAACCCAACAAACUUCAAGUGAGAAAGGACCCAGUGGAUGACAAGGGCUUCCUUAAGGACAAUACUUGUAGCUAUUUGGACAUGGAUUUUGGGUUGGAACAUGUUUCGUCCAACAAAGGGGAGGAACUAAUGAUCAAGCAGGAUCUUCAGACUGUUGCUGAAGACGCAGCUGCUUCUGUUCUUCCUUCAUCUUCUACCCCGAAUAAUGGGAAGGGCUCCUCUCCAUCUACAAGUGAACGGAGUGGUGUAGUCCAGAUUGGUCAAGGAGAAAGGCAAUAUAGAGAUAAACUCGAGGAAGUGAAAACAAAACUUCCGGUGAAGGAAAGUUUUGGUUCUCCGGGUGACGUUGGGAGCUUACAGAUUAUAAAGAAUAGUGACCUUGAAGAGAUUAGAGAGUUGGGAUCAGGAACUUUUGGCACUGUUUAUCAUGGAAAGUGGAGAGGGACUGAUGUUGCAAUCAAAAGAAUUAAUGACAGGUGUUUUGCUGGAAAACCUUCAGAACAAGACCGCAUGAGGGAUGACUUCUGGAAUGAGGCAAUCAAACUUGCAGACUUGCACCAUCCCAACGUUGUUGCUUUCUAUGGGGUUGUGCUUGACGGACCUGGAGGUUNGAAUGGAGUUGGUGAUUUGGGGCUGUCCAAAGUGAAAUGCCAGACAUUAAUCUCAGGUGGGGUGAGAGGAACUCUCCCUUGGAUGGCACCUGAACUUCUCAAUGGCAGCAGCAGCCUUGUCUGCGAGAAGGUUGAUGUGUUUUCAUUUGGAAUUGUGAUGUGGGAACUUCUGACUGGGGAAGAGCCCUAUGUGGACUUGCACUAUGGCGCCAUAAUUGGUGGUAUAGUGAACAACACACUGCGGCCGCGUGUACCGGAAACUUGCGACGCAGAUUGGAAAGCACUGAUGGAGAGAUGCUGGUCUGCAGAACCAUCGGAAAGGCCAACAUUCACGGAGAUUGCCAACGAGUUGCGAGCUAUGGCAGCCAACUUCCCCGCAAAAUCCCCACCCCAACAACCUAGGACUUAAUCGUAGGCACUAACAUCUUUUAUUUAUAGCACCCUUCUUCACUUCUGUUUUCCAACUGAUUUGAUCAGUGUCAAAACUUACAUAGCUGAUAGCUAGGAAAUUAAAAGUCAAACUGUCCUUAGGGCCAUUAGGAAAAAAAAGAUCAAUUAGAAUUAUAUUGUUUUUAUCCCUCAAUCAAGUUUCAUGUGAAUA